AUGUCUCACUCUUACAACUACGCAAACGCUGGUUCUCCAAGCGCACUAAACAAUCCUCAAUACAAUGGCAGCUUGUCAGCUUACCCAGCCACGGAACUCAACAACACAUUGCUUCAAGAUGCUCCGCUGGGUGCCUGUCUUACUCUGGAUUUCGAUGGCUUCGAUUUUCUGAAAUUGGACCCGCUGGCUGCCGACAAUGAUUAUGGAACACAGAAUGUGAAUUACGAAGAGGGUCAAGAUUUUAGUGGGUCAGAAUUUCCAGUCUUGAACGCGCUGGUUGCCGAAAAUUCUGCUCAUGGAACACAGAGCAUGAACAUCUUGCAGGAUCAAGAUUUCAAUGGCUCGGAGCUUCCAACAUCGAACGUUCAGGAUGCCCACAAUCUUGGUCUUGGAACUCAGAAUACCUCGCAGGGUCCAAAUUUUGUCAGGCCGGAUGAACACAAUCUUAAUGACCGAGCAGUGGACAAUAGCUUGUUGGGUCAAAGGCUCUUCUCGUUCGGUGGAAGCUCCCAGGAUCAAGGCCACACAACACAGAACAUGGCACUGGCGGAUGAAGCGAACGCCAAUCAUUUCUUUGAAGACGACUCUGGGGGAUUCGAUGGGAACUCUGAUCCCUCCCCUGCCACCCAGGACGACAGCACCGCAAUGCCGUCGAACUUUGUUGACCUUUUCCAGGACGAUACCAAUGAGACACAGAUUCCCUUGACCAACACUCCCGCCUCCCCUGCUUCGGCCACUGGCAGUCGCACUGAUGAGCAGAUCGAGCUCAACCAGGAGAUAUCCCCUUCACCUCACCUCAGCAAUGCUAACCCGCCAGAAGAUGGUAAUUCCCACCGCAUCGACCCAAACGUUCUCGAUGAAUUCUUCGAGCAGGAGCGCAAUCGCAGCCAGGAACCAGCCAGCACAUCCCACAUCGGCAAUACUAAACAGACGCAGGUUUCUCAUGAUCUUGACAAUGAGGUUGAAAGUUUGGAGACUUUUCUCAAGCAGCUGAACGAAGACCACGAAAAGUAUGCCAAGGCAUCAGCCAUUAUGGAUUCCACAUAUACCGAGGUUGCAAAGAUUUCCGCGCAGUCUGCAGGCAUUCCUGCGCCUGAUUCAAAGCCAUCUGGUGCCCGGAACAAGCAUCGACCUGCUCCGAUUUCAACGGGUUAUCAGGAUGUGCACCAGCCAGGUUCAGUUCCCAGUGGUUAUCAGAACAUGACCCGCCCUACUUCAGGCACAAAUGGUUAUCAGAAUAUGCAUCAAUCUACUUCAAUUCGGAAGGGUUUGCAGAGCAUGGCACGUCCUGCUUCAGGCACAAAUGAAUACCAGAACUUCGCCCGUCCUACUUCGGGUACAAAUGGUUACCAGAACAUGGCCCGCCCUGCUUCAGUUCCCAAUGGUUAUCAGAACAUGGCCCGUCCUGUUUCAGGCACAAACGGUUAUCAGAACAUGCACCGCUCUGCUUCACACCCAGCUGAAUCUCAGGACAUGCCUCAACCAGCCUCAAAGCCAAUUGGCUCCCAGAAGAUGCCCCGGUCUGCUUCGAAGUCAGAUGGUGCCCAGAAGAUGCCCCGAUCUACUUCAAAGCCAGCUUGUUACGAGGACAUGCCUCAACCAGCCUCAAAGCCAAUUGGCUCACAGAAGAUGCCACGGUCUGCUUCAAAGUCAGCUGGUGCCCAGAAAAUGCCCGAGCCUUCCCCACCCCUUUAUUUACAUCCAAACAUCUUCCAGCUUGCAUAUCAAUCUGCUCCUCAGAUAGACGUCGAUAUUAUCAUGACCGAAGCGACCUAUUUUCCACUCGAAGAUAACUUCAAUCCACCCGAUCCCACUGCUCCUCUACCCAUCUACAAACCCUACGCCGGCCUCUUUGGUACCUCUGAAGCAGCAAAGAGACACCGCAAGAGCACCCGCAUUGUUCCCAAGAAGUAUGCAGCUGACAUUGAACGUGUUAUUCGCUUUGGCCGCGACUACUGGGUCCGCCGCAUCUACGAGGCCAUGAUCGACGUCUCCGACAUCUCCGACAGCGACUCGUCUAUUCACCGACAGCGCUUCACGAAGCAGGGCAUGGACAAGACCUUCACAGCCAUCGAUCUCGAAGCCGCAGCCCACCACGUCUUCGACAAAGCCAUCGCCGUCCACACGCGCGGCUGGCACCGACCCAAGCUCUACCACAAGCUGGCCAUGCGUGGCAAAAUGUUCGACUUGACCGAGUCGAGCUUGGAGGCCCGCCUCAGCCAGAUUUGCAAGUGCCUCAAGCGCACAAAAGCUUCGGUCGACGACGCGGUUCGUGGAGGCGUGACGCUGGCUUUGUUGUGCGAUAACCCGGUCGCCAGGGGAUUCACCAAGGAGUCCAACAAUGCGGGCAACAAGGCGCGUGGGCAGCGGCUGAAGGAGCAGGCUAAGAACACGAAGCAGGGUAAGGCCAGGGCGAAGUCCAAGGGCAAGGGCAAGGCUGAGGCUGAGCAAGAAGCUGAGCAAGAAGCUGAGGCGGAAACUGAGCAAGAGGAUGAGUCGGAAGCUGAGCAAGAGGACAGUGGCGACGAGGAGUGA
Messenger RNA from Plenodomus lingam JN3, 2535 nucleotides. RefSeq lists its product as uncharacterized. The record is from RefSeq and is a predicted model, not a curated record. NCBI's taxonomy places the organism in Eukaryota, Fungi, Ascomycota, Dothideomycetes, Pleosporales, Leptosphaeriaceae.